CGGUCCACGAACGUCCUAGUGCUAUAGGCUAUAAGCCCAUAACAUAGCGAAAUCCAGCAUACAAUGGUCGACUAUUAUCCAAGCAAGCGUUCGAUUACGUUCAGUUGCCGAGACGUGUGGGAAAUUAGGACAUUCAAGAUUCAUAUUUUUAAUUAAGUAUCAGCAGCUUCAUUACCGGAUGGUUGCUAGGGCUCGCGAAGUGUUAGAGUUGCGAGGUGCUGACAGGAGGCCGGAUUAAAGUGGAACGAUUGUAUAGGAGUCGUUCUUGUAGAAAUCGUGAAUGUCAGGGAACAAUACUCCGGGCCAAAAGAAAGGUGUUUUACAAAUCAGCUGCAGUAAUUUAAGUCGAAUAUCCCAUAUCACCGUCUAGAGGAAUCCCAACUGACUCUGCCCAAUGCCUGCUGCUCUUUCAACUCAUCCGCCGCUCACUGACAGGGAUGAUAGCGACGAAGGGUCCGCCUGUAAUACGCGCCUAUCCGGCAUCACGUACAACCUUACCUCUCCAGCAUCUCUAUCGAGCUCAGGCAGUGAUCCCGGCCAGUGGUUAACGCCUCCCGCCGCGUCCCCGUUUACCCACAGCAGUCGUACAUCGAAUUGGUCCUUCGAGGAUGAGCCAUCCUGGUGUUCGGCGUGUCUUGCCGGCGUGGGCAGAUGGGUUAUUGGCAAACUGGCCGAAGACAUCAGCCGGAGCGAGGCGUGGCUUUUAGCCACUAUUACCGGAGUUAACUUUUUGUCGUUCUGCGCGGGUAGCAUUAUUGCGCCUAUUUUACCACAGCAUCUUGCAAAAAAGAUGGAACAAUUUGGCAAAGAAGGUACAGUCAGUGAGUUGCACGUCUCACUUGCCUUUGUCCUAUAUGCAGGAUCAUCAAUGAUCUCCUCGCUCGUUUUCGGCCCAUUUAUUCCUCGGUUCGGUGUUGAGUAUCUCUACUAUCCCGGUCUGAUAACAGUCGCCCUUACCAACAUCGCCUUGGGCGCUCUCGAUCUCUUGCCAAUCGGUUCCUACGAGAAUUACAUUCUUGCCCAGCGCGUUAUUCGCGUCAUUGAGGGCAUUGGCGCUGCCGCAUUCAACACUUCGUCACACAGCAUUAUAAUGAAAGUUUUUUCGCGUUACAUCGACGAAGCGUUUGCCGCAGUUGAAGCAGCGGUCGCGAUCAGCUUCUCAUUAGGUCCAAUUAUUGGCAGCCUACUCGUCUCAUCGUUCGGCUGGUUCUGGGCAUUUUUCGUGUUCGGCAUUAUUGUACUAGCGACUAUUCCGAUUUCAGUGUGCGUUUUUGGUAACUACGGUUCUCUUCGCUAUGUCGAAUACCUGCGAAUCCGAGGGGACCCUUUAUUGCCAUUGGAAAUUGUGCUUUCAUGGAAGGGCCUAUUCGUUGUCAUCACGAUGAUCAUUACAACAACUGCAUUCAGCUUCGUGGAGCCCACCCUUGAGCUGUUCCUCGAAAACACAAUUCAAACUGAACACAGUACAGCCUACUAUUUCGCAGAGGCUACUUCCUUUGCCUUAACCGCUCUGGCUGUAGCACCGUUCAUCGCUGCAAGGUCAAAAAUGGGCACAAUGAUCUUGGGAACGUCAAUUCUAGGAAUCUCCUUCCUGCUUAUGGGUCCGUGCCGAUACAUCUUACGCAAACCGAACGACGUGGCCACAAUGUUUGGCGUAAUCGUUUUGGGAAUAGGCUUUGCCUUAGCCUACGUACCAACCCUCGACUUCCUUGUCGAUACUGCGAUCUACGAUUUGGGAUAUUUCAAACACCCUGCGACGUACGGGCCUAUCUCUGGCCUAUGGAAUUUCUUGAACGGUUUUGGCGAAACGUUUGGCCCUGUUAUCGCCAUGUUCCAGAAUUCACCGGACAUCAGGGACGCGACCCUCGUAUUCUCGACGGUACUAUUUACUUGUGGAAUCGGAUUAACGCUGAUUUUCUUCCAUCUCUCUGUCGAAAAAACACUUGAGGGACACCGAUUAGCCGAGGGGAGGAAAGUAGGAAAAACGGCAGCGUUUGCUAGUAGAAAGAGUCGGACACUAGCAGAUAAAUCCAAGUUGAACAACAGCAGUAAUGAUGACAAUAUGGAUAACGAGUCACAUACCGAAAGCGGCGAACUAGCCAAUGCUAUUAAAUACUUCUUAAAACCCAGCAAGAAGGACAAACACGUAUAUGAACCCCCUUUUAUACAAAGACAUAUUAAUAAUGUCUAAAAAUAGAUACAUGUCCAAUCUUGCCUUUCUAACUUCGAGUUAUAACAGUAUUGUUUGCUAUACAAACAUUUUACGCUCUAAAUGUGUGCACCUAUAUAUAUAUAUAUAUAUAUAUAUAUAUAUAUACAGGUGCACGCAUAUAAAGAUGUAAAUGUGUAAAAAAGUAAAAUAUUUAGGGUUAGGCUAUGGCAAAAAGUGUGACCAUUAGCGGGCCAACCUGCUAAAAAUGUUGCACUUUAUACGUAAGUGGAUACAAUUCAAGAUCGGUCCAUUCUAAACAUAUGUAAAAAGCGGAUUGAUAAGCAUUUCACAUUAAUGUAGGCGUGCUGAUUUGAUUAUUUUGAUAAGAAAAAAAAUCAAGCGUAGGCUUUUUUUAUCGAGAAAAAGUAACUAUAAUAAAGCUCAAAUACCUGUAACUGAUGGCCGACUUAUCUCAGGGCUGCCGUUCUAUAUAUAUAUAUAUAUAUAUAUUAAAACGGUAAAAAUCUUUCUGGUUGUAAUUUUCAAGGGUCUGGUCCCUAUGAAGAUAUUGACUCCAUAUAAUGGUAAAUGGGUCACAUAAAGCUGAUUGUUUCCCGCGUGUAUUUUUACAGAAAUUGUGUCUACUCCGCAUAUUAUACAUUUGAGUACAGAAAAUGCUUUAAUUAGAAAAUUACUAUUAUUACAGUAGACAUUUAUAUGAACCGUAGAACACUGGAAAAAAGUUGUGUUGUUCAUUAUUCCGCAAAAUAGGGUGGCAAAAAAAUUUUCCGCAAAAAUAUUUAUGAUGAGUUGAAUAUAAAUCUAACCCUAGGUAGGAUUUCUUAGAAGCUAUCGUUGCUUCUAAAGGUUGCCGCUGAAGGUUUCAAUAGAUACUGUGCAAGCAUAUCUUGUAGUGCCUCUAGAGCCACCUACCGAAGUAGUAAAACAAGCCCCACAUAACCUAAGCUUAAGCAAAACCCUUUGCUCUGCAAAAUCUUAGCAUUGUCCCCUAUAUACUGUAUAUAUAUCAUUUGCGGUCUAUAACAAAUCUUUCUUGAAUCAAUAAAUCGUAACAUUGAUGUUAAACAUACAUAAUCAGUACCCAUGUUACCGUUAUAUAAACUUAUAAUUGAAAUUGUGUACAGCUUAAAAAUUAAAUUAGCCACAUAUUAAAGGCACUAAGCCUAAACAAAAUAUGUCAA
Varroa destructor (honeybee mite) is the source of this 3354-nucleotide messenger RNA. Its product is annotated as MFS-type transporter SLC18B1-like. The record is from RefSeq and is a predicted model, not a curated record. Gene Ontology annotation, molecular function: transmembrane transporter activity. Lineage: Eukaryota; Metazoa; Arthropoda; Arachnida; Mesostigmata; Varroidae. Gene Ontology annotation, biological process: transmembrane transport.